AUGUCGGCAACGUUUAGCGGCGAUGAAACGGCACCGUUUUUCGGCUUCCUCGGCGCUGCGGCCGCGCUAGUAUUCUCCUGUAUGGGGGCGGCUUACGGCACGGCGAAGAGCGGCGUCGGAGUGGCGUCGAUGGGAGUGAUGCGUCCGGAGCUGGUGAUGAAGUCCAUUGUGCCUGUGCCAAGUCUUAUUACUUGUUUGAUGGCUACGCUCACCUUUCGUCCGGUCUGGCUUGUGGCCUCGCACGCUGGCCUGUCUGCCGGCAUGGCCAUCGGAAUUGUCGGGGAUGCUGGUGUUAGAGCCAACGCACAACAGCCAAAGCUCUUUGUUGGAAUGAUUCUUAUUCUCAUUUUUGCCGAAGCUUUGGCUCUUUAUGGUCUAAUUGUCGGCAUUAUUCUCUCUUCUCGUGCUGGUCAGUCAAGAGCAGAUUAG
This is a messenger RNA of Fraxinus pennsylvanica, 429 nucleotides long. NCBI's taxonomy places the organism in Eukaryota, Viridiplantae, Streptophyta, Magnoliopsida, Lamiales, Oleaceae. The record is from the annotation of a GenBank genome assembly.